Penicillium pulvis is the source of this 2178-nucleotide messenger RNA. RefSeq lists its product as uncharacterized. Gene Ontology annotation, molecular function: zinc ion binding; DNA-binding transcription factor activity, RNA polymerase II-specific; DNA binding. The transcript is spliced from 4 exons. Gene Ontology annotation, biological process: regulation of DNA-templated transcription; DNA-templated transcription. The record is from RefSeq and is a predicted model, not a curated record. Lineage: Eukaryota; Fungi; Ascomycota; Eurotiomycetes; Eurotiales; Aspergillaceae. Bases 1 to 2178 code for a protein of 725 amino acids.
AUGAAUCCCGAAUAUCCAUCAGAUCAACCCGAAUCUGAAUCAGCCUUCUUUAACUACGAUUGGGUUACUCCUCCCUUGACGCAGUCUGCUGCGUUCGACUUCUCUGUCGACCCCCUCCCCGAGCGUGAUGACUUGGUCACCAGCGACCGGCCAAAUACCAAGGUUGCGAUUCCUCGGAUAGCUAACGCCAGUACUUGGGCUAGCAGCAGUCGAGUUAGUCGGGCCUGUGAGAACUGCCGUGAGCAAAAAGCUAAAUGCAGCGGACACCGUCCUGCCUGUCAUCGUUGCAAGGAUGCCGAUGUCAGGUGUUCGUACGGGGAUCGGAAGCGGGAAAAGAUGGCCAAGCAGCUCAGAGAACUAACCGCACAGGUGGAAACCUACGAAGCUCUCUUGCAAGACCUCUAUCCUAGACUAGAUACACCAUCGGCACGUCAUGUGGACCAGACCCUGAAGGAGCUUUCAGGUUCUUCUAUUCCCCACACCAUCACCCACGACACAGCCUUCGCCCUCGGGGCCAUUGACUACACCGAAGAAGACUUUAAUCGCGAUGAGAAACUCCAGGCCAUGGGAUUUGUGGGCGAGCACUCGGAGAUGGCUUGGUUGUACAGACUGAAACGAGACCUGGACCAAGACACGAAGACGCCGACCAGCGACAGAUCCGAUCGCUCUUCUAUCUCUUCGGUCAACUACUUCCAAGACGACUCCAAAAUUCCAGUACUCGAAGACGUGGACCUUCGGGCAUGCCCUCCUCAACAUGUCGCUAGGCAGCUCGUCGAUGGCUACUUUCAUACGGUACACCCUACCUUCCCGAUCAUUGGCAUGACGACAUUUCUCGGACAGUACAACUCCUUUUAUAAGAAUCCCAACGUGCAGCCCGGAAAAAGAUGGCUGGCUAUAUUAAAUUUGAUAUUUGCUAUUACAGCGAGGCGUUUUCAGUUGAUGGGUUUGCCGCCCCACCCAGGGGUGGAGAGCUACUUGGUAUACUUUACGCGGGCGUGGCGACUCGGGAUUGAUAAUGUGGCGUUACUUUCACAUCCGAACUUACAGCAAGUCCAGGUCGAGGGUUUAGCAGCUUUCUACCUGCUGUCGGUCGGACAAGUCAAUAGGUCAUGGAUCAUUCUGGGUGUCGCAAUUCGAUCCGCCGUGACGAUGGGGCUCAACCUCCGUAGCGAGAGUACCGCUAUUGGACAUCUUUCGAAGGAGAUAAGAUAUCGGGUAUGGUGGGCGCUUUUUAUGUUGGAUACCGUACUAUGUGUCAUGACCGGCCGACCGCCCAGCACCAGCCAGACCUUUUGCUCUACACCUCUCCCUCUGCCGUACACAGAGGAAGAAUUCAGCGACGAGCGCAUCAUGCGCCUCAUUACCGAUCAACAAGCGCGGAAUACGUUUAUGACUUCUCUCCUCUCCUCGGACCCUGCAUUCACGGCCAGGGAGGACCAUGCGAAUCGCAUUCGGUUUGGACAGCCGGAGAGCGAAGAAACGCAGGACGAGCAUGCUGCUCAGGUCCUCGCCCCCAAUAUUUCGCUAUACUUUUUGUACGCCGUGGACCUGGCGUUUCUCACCCGCGAGGCAGUAGACACCUUAUACGCGCCUCGCGCGACACGACGAACGUGGAGAGAAAUUGAAAUCCAGAUAUUUACCCUAAACAGCAAUGCGGAUCGAUGGCUCUCUCGUCUUCCAACGGAAUUUCACUUCGUUGAACUCGAUGCAUCGCAUCCUUUCGCCCGGGAGCGUGCCAGCUUAGCCUUUCGAUUCUACACCACCAAAUUGAUCAUUUCCCAACACUGCCUUCGCCGCCUCGCUCACAUAUCCGGUGGGGCUUCUCCCGGAGCCGUGUGUGAUACCAUGGCUGCUAUGUGCGUUCAAGUCGCAGGGCAGAUUCUUGAUCUUUUACCAGAUCAGGUAGACACAGCCUGGUUAUACAAUGUUUCGCCAUGGUGGUGUAUUCUUCACCAUAUUAUGCAAUCCAGCACCAUUCUUUUAAUCGCACUAUCGACACAAGUUCACCCCGCCAUAGCCGAAUCGAAUAAUAUCGCAGAUAAGGUGAAGAAGGCCACGCGGUGGCUGAAUGAAAUGUCCACCAACGAUCCCUGCUCGCAGCGAGCUUUGGCUAUCUACAGGGAUCUACUUUCUCGCCACGCGUCUAAACUUGGAUUGGAAAUUGACUUUGGGCUCUAG